This is a messenger RNA of Nerophis lumbriciformis (worm pipefish), 4360 nucleotides long. RefSeq names its product abhydrolase domain containing 17A, depalmitoylase b (gene abhd17ab). Gene Ontology annotation, cellular component: plasma membrane; endosome membrane. Lineage: Eukaryota; Metazoa; Chordata; Actinopteri; Syngnathiformes; Syngnathidae. The record is from RefSeq and is a predicted model, not a curated record. Gene Ontology annotation, molecular function: palmitoyl-(protein) hydrolase activity. Gene Ontology annotation, biological process: regulation of postsynapse organization; protein depalmitoylation.
CUUCCGGGUACGGUCGAGCAGGCAAAACAGGAAGAACAUGGAUUAAAAUACAACGCCAAGACGCCGCUUUUAAACACAGAGGUGACCCCCGUCAGCGUCGAUUCUGGAUUCUUGGAGAAAAUGACAUUUUAUUUUAAAAUUGUGUCACACCGAGUAUAGAACGUUAUUUUUUUUAACCGGAAAGCCGUCUUGUUAGCUUGAACCCCCGGUUAGCGUUAGCUCGUGAGAAUUAGCAUUAUCUCCUCUCCAUUGUUGACUCAUUCUCACCCGGGGAGAGCAGACAAGUGUGCUUUAUUGUUUCCCCAGUUUUACAUUUCACUAACUUCAACACCUACUCGAGAUGACAUUUUUUUAAACGCCCCCAUUUUCGGUUUUAAUUCUCGACGAAAUGGAUGUGAGCCGGACUCCAGUCACUUUAUUCAGGAAAUAACAUUUCCACGUCACUCGAUCGGAACCACGGCUUCUUCUUUUUCUCGCCAAUAGGGAAUUUCACCGACUAAUCCCCAGACUUGCAUUCGGGAAGAAGACGUUUUAAAAUUUUCCACAGCAACACUUACAUUUGGAGACUCUACUCAACAGUGAAGGAUGGAUAGCCUGUCUAUCAGUGAGCUCUGUGGCCUGUUCUGCUGCCCGCCUUGUCCAAGCCGUAUCGCAGCCAAGCUAGCCUUCCUUCCCCCGGAGCCCACGUACGCCUUCAUCCCGGAUGCAGAACCGGGCCCCAACGCUGCGGGGCCGACGAGGGCUUCGAGCCUGCGGCCUAGAAGCGGCGUGGCCGUCGCCGGGAGCGCACCGUCAGAGGGAAAAUGGAAACUUCAUCUGACGGAGCGCGCUGAGUUCCAGUACUCGCAGAGGGAGCUGGACACCAUCGAGGUGGCGCUCGCUCAAUCCAGCAGAGGGAACAAAAUCGGCUGCAUGUACAUCCGCUGUGCUCCUAAUUCCAGAUUCACGGUGCUGUUUUCCCACGGUAAUGCGGUGGACCUUGGCCAGAUGAGCAGCUUCUACAUAGGCCUCGGCACACGCAUCAACUGCAACAUCUUUUCCUACGACUACUCCGGCUACGGCGUCAGUGGCGGCAAACCCUCUGAGAAGGACCUCUAUGCCGACAUCGACGCCGCCUGGCACACUCUACGCACGCGGUAUGGUGUCAGCCCAGAGAGCAUCAUCCUGUACGGACAGAGUAUCGGUACAGUUCCCACGGUGGACCUGGCGUCUCGGUACGAGUGCGCUGCCGUGGUCCUUCACUCGCCGUUGACAUCUGGCAUGAGAGUGGCUUUUCCCGACACAAAGAAGACCUACUGUUUUGAUGCUUUCCCCAACAUCGAGAAAGUGUCCAAAAUCACAUCCCCAGUGCUCAUCAUCCACGGGACAGAGGACGAAGUGAUCGACUUCUCCCACGGCCUGGCUCUGUUCGAGCGCUGCCCCAAGGCAGUGGAGCCCCUGUGGGUGGAGGGGGCGGGACACAACGACAUCGAACUGUACAGUCAGUACCUGGAGCGCCUGCGUCGCUUUAUAGGACAGGAAGUCACCUUACCACAUGCCUGAACGCUCAUUUUGGAACCACUCCACCAGCUCAUUGUCUCAUUGACACAGCAUCACAUCAACACAUAAAACACAAACAUUUGUUUUGUUUCUGAAAAAUAUUUGACUUUGUUAUAUCCUCCAAAUUGAACAUUUUCUUUAAAAAAAAUACUUUUUUUCUUGGAAAAACAUGACUAAUUUUUAUUUAAAAAUAUCUACUUUUUUCAAAUUUGAAAAGAUUACUUUCUUGAAAAAAAAGAUGGUUAAAAUAUUUUAAAUGACAACAUAUCUUUUGUGAAAAACUGACUUUUUUUUUCAAAAUUGCAACAUUUUCUGGGGGGGAAAACUUUUAAAAGUGACUUUAAAAAAUGUGGUUGUUUUGAAGUCAGGGGUUUUUCAUAAACAAAAACAAUAUUUUUUAUAUUUACAUUAAUUUGAUUAUUUGACUUAGAAAAUGUGUUUUGUUUCUGAAAAAAAUGUGACUGUCAUAUUAUCAAGAUUUAACAUUUUCUUUAAAAAAACAAACUUAUUUUCUUGGAAGAACAUUACUAAUUUUCAUUAAAAAAUAUCCACUUUUUUCCAAAUUUGAAAAGAUGACUUUCUUGAAAAAAAAAAAAGAUGGUAAAAUAUUUUUUAUGAAAAUAUCUUUUGUGAAAACCUUACUUUUUUUGCAAGACUGCACCAUUUUCUGGGGGGAAUUUAAAAAAAAAAAAGUGACUUUAAAAAAUGUGGCAGUUUUGAAGUCAGGUGUUUUUCAUAAAUGAAAACAAUAUUUUUAAAAUUUACAUUAAUUUGAUUUUUUGCCUUAGAAAAUGUGUUUCCUUUCUGAAAAAAAUGUUGACUCUUUAUUAUCUUAAAAAAAAGGAUUUUUCUUUAAAUAAUCCCCUUUUUUCCAAAUUUUAAAAAAUGGCCUUUUCUUGGAAAAAAAGAGAUCAUUUUUCAUGAAGAAAAAUCCAAAACAUAUUUUGUAUAUUUAAUAUGAAUUGUUUUGUGAAAAACUUACUUUUUUUUCCAAGAUUGCAACAUUUUCUGGGGGUAAGAAAAAACUUAUAAAAGUGACUUUAAAAAAUGUGGUUGUUUUGAAGUUAGGUGUUUUUCUUAAAAGAAAACAAUAUUUUUUUUAAAUUUACAUAAAUUUGAUUAUUUGACUUAGAAAAUUUGUUGAGUUUCUGAAAAUAUUUGACUUUGUCACAUGAUCGAGAUUAAAAGUAUCUUAAAAAAAAAAAACGUUUUUUCUUUAAAAAUAUCCAAUUUUUUUCCAAGUUUGAAAAGAUGGCUUUUUCUUGAAAAAAAAAAAGAUGUUAAAAUAUUUUCUUGAAGAAAAAUCAAAAACAUAUUUUAUAUAUUUAAAAUGAAUUGUUUUGUGAAAAACUUACUUUUUUUCCCCAAGAUUGCAACAUUUUCUGGGGGGAAAAAACCUUAUAAAGGUGAGUUUAAAAAAAAUUGGUUGUUUUGAAGUGAGGUGUUUUUCUUAAAAGAAAACAAUAUUUUUUUUAAAUUUAAAUUCAUUUGAUUAUUUGACUUAGAACAUUUGUUAGGUUUCUGAAAAUAUUUGACUUUGUCGUAUGAUUGAAAUCAAAAUGUUCUUUAAAAAGUCCAACUUUUUUUUCAAAUUUGAAAACAUGACUGUUUUCUUGAAAAAAAAAAAGAUUGUAAAAUGUUUUUAUUUAAAAAAAAAAAAAAAAAAAAAAACUCCCUAAGCAUAUGUUUUAUCUUAAAAUGAAUUAUUUUGUGAAAAACUGACUGUUUUGCAAAAAUGCAAAUAAUUUUCUGGAAAAAAUUACUUUAAAAAAAUUUGGUUUUGAAGUCAGGUGUUUUUCCUGAAAUGAAAAAAAAAUUGUUUUAUUUACAUUUAAUUUGAUUAUUUAUAACACAGGAAACGUAUUAAAACAAUUUUGGCCUGCUCAGUAGACACAUUUUCCCCAAGAAGUCACAUUUUCUGUCUUGAAAAAUAAUUAAAAAAAUAAUUUUAUUCCCCGAAAAUUAAAUUAAAGUCAGAUUUUCUUCUUUUUUUAAAUGUUUUUCCUAAGAAAAAAAAAGACUAUGUUUUCCUGAUGAAAUACACAAAGCACUAUAAUACAGUAUAUUUACUUUCCCCCUCUCUGAAGUCCAUUCUGGUUCCAGAGAACGUGGGUCCAAACUUUAGUCUGGUUCUUUUUGUACAAAACCUCACGAAGAUACGUUUCGAGAUUGUUGUGUUCAUGUUUCUCAGGUUCUAAACUCAACAUGUAUUCAGCAUCAGAGCUGGUAGGGACUUUUGGCGCCCUCUAGUGUGGCGGACAUGAACUGCAGUUAAAUGGAAAGACUUGUCUUCUACCUCAAAACUGUCUUUGACUUUAAUUGUGUGACCGGAAGUCUCAAAGUCCACGGACUGUUGACUUGUUGGGCGAAUGUGAACGAAACCCACGUGACAUAACGGAACUUUGAGUUGUUUGAUGUGACUUUUAGGAGCGGUUAUUGUAACUCUUGUGCACACGAUGAAUGCUGCAAUACUUUUUAAAGCUGCUUUUUUUGGUGGCGGGAGCUUGAAUAGACGAUGAAGCCCUCCACCAGGACUUUGAAUAGUGGUUAUUAUUUCCUAGUUUGCACUAAACAUCAUCUCCAUUUUGAUGGUUUUUCUCACUGUAUUUGUACAAGAUGAUCACCGUGACCCUUUUCUAAUGUUUGGGUUCUUCUCUAAAGAUUUGAACGAUAUUAUUAUUAUAAGAACCUAUGUUGUUUUAUUUCCUUCAUGCACAUAUCUGAUGUAACCACAGUACUUUACUUGUUUGACUGCAGACAUGACUUCACUCAACUUUCAUUCUACCUUGGAACAAGAAUCCAAUAAACAUCCUGUCAGGAG